AUGAGUUCCGGGUCGGCGGUGACAGGCGGUGGUGCGGAGGAGGCGGCGGCGGUGCCGCUGGGGCAGAAGCUGAUGGUGCACGUGGCGGAGAACGGCAACACCUUGGAGUUCCAGUGCGGCGGCGACACGCUCGUUGACGCCAUCCAGCACUCCAUCCAGGUCCACUGCGGCGUACCGCCCAGCGACCAGCUCCUCCUCUGCGGCAACACCUCCCUCGACGGCGCCAACGGGCACGCGCUCGCCUACUACAAGCUUCCGCGCGACGACCGUGAGGUCUUCCUCUACAACAAGGCCCGGCUCCUCGCGGACUCCCGGACCCCGGCGCCGGAGUCCCUCUACAUCCCUGAGCCAAAUAUUCCACCACCGCCCCGGCCGCAGGACUCACCACCUGUGGAUGCAGCUGCAGACCCGGCGCUGAAGGCGCUGGUAUCUUAUGAAACAAGGUUCAGAUAUCACUUCCAGGUCGCCAAUGCGGUGUACCAAUCUAGCUUGGCAAAAUUUGAGCUGUGCCGGCGGCUUCUGCGGGAGGGGCAGGUGCAGGAGCGAGCGCUGGACACAGCACGGAGCAACCUAGAGCACACAUUCCGGAAGCUCUCGCAGCGGUAUUCAGAAUUUUUGCGGUGCUUCACGCAGCAGCACCGUUCACAUGUUGAAAUGCUGGCAAAUUUCGAGAGAGAUGUGCAGAAGCUGCGUGCUAUUAGGCUGCACCCAGCACUGCAAAGUGAGGGGACGCAUUGCUUGAUGGACCUUCUCAAGGAGAAUGACCUGAGGAAAUUGGCUGACGGAUGCUUGAGCUCACAUAAGAAGUUUGAGGUCAAGGUGUCACAGCUGAAGGCAAACUUCUUGGAGCUGAAGAAGAGGGUGGAAGGCUUAUUCAAUGCCAUGAGCUCAGGUGGGUGCAAGGAUGUUGAGAAGCUUAUAAAGGAGCAUCAGGGAGUCAUUGGUGACCAGAAGAUCAUCAUGCAAGCUCUAAGUAAAGAUGUGUACACCUCAAAGAAGCUUGUUGAUGACUGCUCAAGUUGCCAGCUAUCUGCUUCUCUCCGUCCUCAUGAUGCAGUCUCAGCCGUUGGCCGUAUCUAUGAAGUACAUGAAAAGGAUAACUUGCCCAGUAUACAGAAUUUUGAUCACAGGCUUACAAAAUUGCUUGAGAAAUGCAAGGACAAGAAGAAUGAAAUGAAUACUUUGGUCCAUGUUUGCAUGCAAAGAGUAAAAUCUUCUCAGAUUAGCAUCAAAGGCAUGAUGAGUGAACUCAUUGCAUUCCAAGAGGUGAUGGGCCAUCAAGAAGAUUUUGAUAAUCUGAAAAUAGUCAGUGGCUUGGAUCAUGCAUAUAGAGCUUGUAUUGCCGAGGUAGCCAGGAGGAAAUCGUAUUUUAAGCUGUAUACUGGAUUGGCUGGAACAUAUGCCGAAAAGUUGGCAACCGAGUGUCAAAACGAGAAAACAAGACGAGAGGAUUUCCAUAGGACAUGGAGCAGGUACAUUCCAGAUGAUGUCAUGUGUUCCAUGGGACUCUUUGAUUCUCCAAGCCAGUGUGAUGUAAAAGUUGCUCCUUUUGAUCGUGAUCUUCUUCCCAUUGAUGUUGAUGAUGUGGAAAAGCUUGCUCCCCAGUCUAUACUGGGGUCUUUUCUGAAAUCUGAGAGAUCACAGCUAGCAAAGCCUUUGCUAAGCAAUUCUAGUACCAGUGGAAAUUUGAACAAAUCUGAGCAAAAUCCUCUGAGCGCUGAUGAUAAGAUGGAUUUCCAAGAUUUUCUGGGGGGUUAUGAUUCUAUUGACAUUGCAGGAACUAGUAAGUUAGAAGUGGAAAAUGCCAGGUUAAAAGCAGAACUUGCUUCUGCAAUUGCAAUUCUCUGCACUGUCAGUGCUGAAUAUGGAUAUGAGUCUAUUGACGAAGGACAAAUUGAUGCUGUAUUGAAAAAAGCAAGGGAAAAAACAGCUGAGGCACUUGCUGCAAAGGAUGAGUUUGCUUACCAGCUUCAGUCAUUGCUCACUGCAAAGCAGGAAAAAUGCUUGGCAUAUGAGAAGCGGAUCCAGGAUCUUGAGGAACGCUUAGCCAACCAGUACAUGCAAGGUCACAUGGUGUCAGGAAGCAAAGGCACGUCUGAUUCCCUGCUUUCUGCAUUUAAAAGUAAUGACUGCAACCUGGAUGUAUCUGGAGGCAGGCAAACCCAAAUACGCGAUGAAUCAAGUGUGGCCAUGGAUGAGGCCUCUUCAACAUCUGAAGAGCCAUCUAAACAAACAGAAGGUGGCGAUGAGAAUAUGACUGACAUUUCAGGUGCACUGAACUUGCAGUUGCUCGAUUCAGCAGCAUGUACUAAUCUGGAUGCUUUCAUGACAGAAUUGCCACGUGAUAAUGAACAUAAGAUCGUAAACAUUGAUAAGGAAGGGUACAUGUUGACACAACUUACUAUGGCUGACACUUCUGAUGUUCCUAUAGAAGAUCCUCUUAGCAUCUUAAACUCAAGAACUAAUGAGCAUCAUGCCUUAGAGUUGAGGAAUAAGGAGCUUCUUGUGUCAGAGCUGCAAAAUACCCUAGAUCAAAAAUCAAAGCAGUUGGGUGAAACUGAAAUUAAACUUAGUGCUAUGAUGGAUGAGGUUAACUCCCUGAAUAAAGAACUUGAACAAACCCGGGGUCUUCUUGAUGAAUCUCAGAUGAAUUGUGCACACCUUGAAAACUGUUUACAUGAAGCAAGAGAAGAGGCCCGAACAAACAAAUGUUCAGCUGACAGAAGGGCUGUUGAGUAUGAUGCUCUGCGGUCGUCUGCUUUGAGGAUACAUGGUUUGUUCGAAAGGCUAAAUAAUUGUGUCACUGCACCAGGCGUGACUGGCUUUGCAGAGUCACUGCGUUCUUUGGCUAUCUCCUUGGCAAGCUCUGUAAAGAAGGAUGAAGCUGAUACCACUGUUCAGUUUCAACAAUGCAUCAAGAUCCUGGCGGACAAAGUUUAUUUACUGACACGACAGAGUGCUGAGCUGCAAGAACGCUAUUCAGCUAUGCAGGCAGUACAUGGAGGUAUCACAAAAGGGUUGGAUGAGAAGAAAGAGCUGAUUAAGAAUCUCUACAAUAAACUUCAACUAGAAAAACAGGCCAGCAAGGAGAAGAUAUCAUUUGGUCGGUUCGAAGUCCAUGAGCUUGCUGUCUUUUUCCGAAACCCUGCUGGGCACUACGAGGCGAUCAACCGGAACUGCUCAAACUACUACCUGUCUGAGGAAUCUGUCGCCUUGUUCACCGAGCACCACCCGCAGCACCCAGCUUAUAUAAUCGGACAGAUCGUUCACAUUGAGCGGCGCAUAGUGCACCCAGGCCAGAUGGGAGGAGCUCCACGCCCUAAUAGCAGUGGUGGCCGUCGGUCGCCCGCAUCCAUGCCCAACCCCUACAACCUACCUGGGGGCUGUGAGUACUUCGUGGUGACUGUUGCCAUGCUGCCUGAUGCUGCCCGUUGA
This is a messenger RNA of Miscanthus lutarioriparius, 3435 nucleotides long. The record is from the annotation of a GenBank genome assembly. Lineage: Eukaryota; Viridiplantae; Streptophyta; Magnoliopsida; Poales; Poaceae.